Molecule: messenger RNA, 291 nt
Organism: Miscanthus lutarioriparius
Lineage: Eukaryota; Viridiplantae; Streptophyta; Magnoliopsida; Poales; Poaceae
Source: the annotation of a GenBank genome assembly
AUGGGCGUUCCAACCGACGACCGACAAAGUUGUGAAGACCAGCUCCACCCCACUCACCCCUGGCUCGUCACCGCCGACGCCAACGACCGCGUCUCCGUCUGGGACUGGGAGCACCGCCAGUUUUAUCUUACCACCUACACCGUGCAUCAGAUGUCUGUAGAUCUAAAACGAGGAGAAACUCCACCAAUUCAUAUCAAUAUGUCAUUUCCUUCUUUGCCAUGUGAAGUAUUGAGUGUGGAUGCAAUUGACAUGUCUGGGAAACAUGAAGUUGAUUUGCAUACAAAUAUUUAG